AUGGAGAAGCAACGAUACCGAAGGAAGUGGCGAUCAGCGCUUAUUGUGAAAGUUUUGGGACGUACAUUCCCGUUCCCGGUCAUAUCUAGGCGGCUGGAGACUCUGUGGGCUAAGGAUGGAUCACUGCAGAUCUCGAGCUUAUCAUAUGGGUACUAUGUGGUGCGGUUCACUCACCAGAUGGAUUUUGAACAGGCAAGACUUGGCGGGCCAUGGCUUAUUGGGGAGCACUAUAUCACUGUCCGACCAUGGAGGAAGAACUUUGACUCCAAAAUGGCGAAGGUUGCGUCCACAUUAGUUUGGGUGAGGUUACCAGAGCUACCUGUGGAGUUUGUGAACCAGGAGGCGGUAGAACGGAUCGCCUCUAGAAUUGGAAGACCUGUGAAGGUCGACAGAGCUACUAUGGUUGGGGACAGGGUCAAGUUUGGACGCGUUUGCGUUGAAAUCGACCUAAACAAGCCGCUGCUAUCCAUGUAUAAGAUCGAGGGUAAAACGUACUAUGUCACGUUCGAAGGGUUGCAUAACAUCUGUACGGAGUGCGGGAAGUAUGGUCACUCUGACAAAUCAUGUCCUCUCCUCCGGAAAGAGCAGCCUGUGCAAACACAAUCGGAGCCAGGGUCGGAUGCGACGGGCAAGAAGGAGGCUGUGUAUGGGGAAUGGAUGAUGGUCAAGCCUCGGAAUGAGAAGAGGAAGGCUCCACAAGGAAGGGAGGCGGCGAAUACGGAAAAGACUAACGCCAGUACUGGGAAGGGGGAAGGGGGCUCUAGGUUCUCAGUCCUCGACCAACAAGAGACCCCGCUUGCUAUGGACUCGGAUCGGGUAAGUAACACGGAGGCCCAGGAACCCCACCACCACACAAGCGGAGAUGCACCUGAACGCCGAUCAGUGGACAACCACGACAAAGACAAAGGCAGGGAUGGCGUUACACCUCCCGAUACUCAAACAGUGGCUCGGUCCACGAUAUCCCCUACUACUACAGUAGCGGAGCAAACUCUCCACCACCCUGUGCCGAGCAAGACAAGCGCACAAAAAGUGAUGCCAGUUACGACCCAAGGAACUCCCAACGGCAGUGGGAUGAUGAGUGGGGAUAAGACGGUUUCGCGGCAAGAAUUAGUUGAUGUUCCGGUGGUUCAGGCUGACGGGACACGUGCGGCUCGACCUCCUAUCGUGCCUGAUAAACCCAAGCAGCCAAAGGACCCAGGCAAGCGAGGGAAGGGGUCGGGGAAGCAGGAGCACAAUAAAACCAAUGCGGGUAAAGGCAGCAAGUCAGAAGCGGGCAAGGGCAAGACCACGGGGAUAACCAUCCCAAUGGGUCCAGAGAACCACCAACCUUCCCCAGUGGAUGCUCGUACACGCGUGGUCCUGAUGAGGGGAGACAAGCUCCCAAACAACUUGGCGCAUUAG
Messenger RNA from Linum trigynum, 1401 nucleotides. The record is from the annotation of a GenBank genome assembly. NCBI's taxonomy places the organism in Eukaryota, Viridiplantae, Streptophyta, Magnoliopsida, Malpighiales, Linaceae.